CUUUAAUAACAAGCAGCAUGCUUUAAAAUCUUGUAUUUGUACAGCAUUGAGUACAUUACGGUUACCAGCGUAAAUAUACAAUAUAUACAAAUACAUGUCUGGAAUUCAAAUAAAGACGGAUAUAGAUCUGAAUAUAAUCUAGUAUUAUAGAUCUAGAUUUUGUACUUUAAUAAAUAAGUGUUUCCCAUAAAGUGCUACAGUUGAACUGGGUCGAAGUUUAAAAAAUUCUAUGUUAGUAUGAGAAUGGAAGAAAUAGCUGAGACAAAAGUACCUCAAUUCAAUGAGCAUAAAAGAUUGGAGCUUACAGUUGAUGAUACUGUCCAUAGUGAAAAAAAUAAUGUGCAUUUAGAAGGAAAAAUACAAAAUAUUGAGACAGUCAUUAGCAGUUCACAAAAUAUUGAGACAUGUAACAGUUCACAAAAUAUUGAGACAUAUAACAGUUUACAAAAUAUUGAGACUGUCAGCAAUGUUGAGACAGUCAUCGACAGUGAACAAAAUAUUGAGACAGUCAUCAACAGUGAACAAAAUAUUGAGACAUGUAACAGUUCACAAAAUAUUGAGACAGUCAUCAACAGUGAACACAAUAUUAAGACAGUCAUUAACAGUGAAUACAAUAUUGAGACAGUCAUCAACAGUGAACACAAUACUGAGACAGUCAUUAACAGUGAAUACAAUAUUGAGACAGUCAUCAACAGUGAACACAAUACUGAGACAUGUAAUAGUGUCCAAAAUAUUGAGAUACUCCAUGGGGUACAAAAUACAGAGUUCACUGAUAGUGUUCAAAAUACUGGUAUAAACAGUAGUGAGACAGCUAUCAAUAUAAACAAAAUUUUAGGAAAAGGUGAAGUUGAGAAUCUCAAUGCAGAUGCUGAUAUUAAUCAACCAUCAUUAAUUCUUGAGGACCAAGUAACCCAACCUGACCUAUCCAGUGAAGAAAAGAAAGAACUUCACCAAAAUUCAGUCGCUUCAAAUUUAGGUUUAGACUCAAUAACUGCAUGUGAUGCCAUGGAUAGCAAAGAAGAGAAUGGUGUUAUAAUAAUCAAACAGGAAGUUGAAGAUCUAGACUAUGAAAGGUUAAGUUUACAGUACAGAGGAAAGUCAAUUGUAGUCUAUAGUGACACUGACAGUGACACUGAGAGCUCAGACUGCUCACCAAAUGUCACUAUGGCUGUAGAGGAGGAUGGCGAUGAGGAAUUUCAAGACACUUUUCCGAAAAAACAAAGUGAAAAUCUUGGGACAAAAAAGUUUGUUUCAAGAACAGAAGGAGAAGUAUUGCCUGAAGAGUUGCCUCCCCUCGAGUAUUUGACAAUAUCUCCAGAUGAGAAUGUGGAGUUAGAGCCCUUGGGCACUGUCUCUGGCAUUGUUGGUGUUUUGGUUGUGAUUAAGGCUUUGCCAGACAGUCCUGCACUAUUUGAUGAUACUGUUCUGUUUCUAGAAGGCCGUCGGCCAUUAGGAUUAAUUUUUGAAACCUUUGGCACUGUGCAUCAGCCCUAUUAUUCAGUUAGAUUCAACAGAAAUGAAGACAUCAGAGAUCAAACCAUUGAGCUAGGGCAUUCAGUCUACUUUGCCCCUAAAGCAAGCAAUUUAACAAAAUAUGUUUUCAUUUCAGAACUCAGGAAAAUCAAAUUUAAUGAUGCAUCAUGGGAGCAUGACAAUGAACCACCCCCUUCACAUUUAGAAUUUUCUGAUGAUGAGGAGGAAAAAAAGGCAAAACGCCAAAGAAAUCAGGCCAAGAAAUCUGACAAUCCAGUGUUAAAAGGACAGAAGAGAAGAAGGGGAAAUGCUCAGUCUGACAACAAUAGUUCGGCUCAAGAAAAUAAUGGUUUAAAACUCAUGCAAGGUGACCUUAAUAGAAAUCCAUUUAGUAAUAGAAGCCAAAGCUUUAAUGAGCAUGCUACUAAGCAAACAUCUAGAGAGAAUACUUCAAACAGUAAACAAUGGCCUCCUAGAGAAAACACUUCGUUGAGCCAUCAGCAAUGGCAGUCUAGACACAACUCUUCGUCAGUUAGUCAGCAAUGGCCACCGACUAGCAGCAAGGAGCCAGCACCAAGUUUCGUCAACUUUUCUUUGCCUCCGCCAUUCCCACCAUUCAACAUCCCUCCGCCAUCUUUUAAUACGAAUCCUUUACUGUGUCAGAAUUCCACACUACCAUCUUAUAGCAACACAGGGCCUUUUAUGGGUCAGGCAUCUGCUCCAUCAUUUAAUAACCCAGGGUUGUUUACAGGUCACACUUCAACUCCAUCAUCUCAUAACACAGGACCUUUUAAUUCGGCUCCACCACCUCAUAAUAACACAGGACCUUUUAAUUCGGCUCCGCCAUCUCAUAAUAACACAGGACCUUUUAAUUCGGCCCCACCACCUCAUAAUAACACAGGACCUUUUAAUUCGGCUCCGCCAUCUCAAAGCAGCACAGGACCUUUUAAUUCAGCUCCAUCCCAUAACGGCUCAGGACCUUUUAAUUCAGCUCCACCAUCGCAUAACACUUUUAGUUCAGUUUCACCAUCUAAUAACACGGGACCUUUUAAUAUGGCUCCACCCUUUAAUAAUAUGGGCCCUUUAAAUUUAGCUCCGCCAUCUCAUAACAACACUGGAGUUUUUUCAAGUCAAAUGUUUGCUCCAUCAUCUCAAAACAUGAGACCUUUUUUGGGCCAAAUGUCUACACCAUCACAAUUUACUCCUGCGACCAGUAGCCCAUACACUCCUCCAUUCAAUUCUUUCCAGCCCCCUCCUUUUAUCUCUUCACAACACACCACCAAACAUAACUCAAUGUAACGCAUCAGAUAACCUGAUCUAGAUGCCAAGCUAAUGUUUUUUUUGUGAUAAAAAUUGUGUUCACUGUAAAUAAUUGAAAUAAAUAAUCAAAGAAAUG
Molecule: messenger RNA, 2869 nt
Organism: Biomphalaria glabrata
Lineage: Eukaryota; Metazoa; Mollusca; Gastropoda; Planorbidae
Product: H/ACA ribonucleoprotein complex non-core subunit NAF1-like
Exons: 11
Coding region: 238-2772 (844 amino acids)
Biological process (GO): box H/ACA snoRNP assembly; pseudouridine synthesis; ribosome biogenesis
Cellular component (GO): sno(s)RNA-containing ribonucleoprotein complex
Molecular function (GO): RNA binding
Source: RefSeq, a predicted model, not a curated record